Orycteropus afer afer is the source of this 2895-nucleotide messenger RNA. The record is from RefSeq and is a predicted model, not a curated record. NCBI's taxonomy places the organism in Eukaryota, Metazoa, Chordata, Mammalia, Tubulidentata, Orycteropodidae.
AUGGAGGCCACUGCUGGACGGCAGGCUAUGGCCCGCAGGACCUUCUUUUGCCACCUCUGCCUGGGCAUGAGCAUUGGAUCCAUGUCGCCAGGGAGGCUGCAGAAGGUGGCAGGUGGCCCUCCCCCAGGCGGCGGUGCCCCUUGGCACCUUCGAGAUGUUCUCAGUGACUCUGUGGAGAGCUCGGAUGAUGAAUUCUUUGAUGCUAGAGAGGACAUGACUGAAGGGAAGAAUGCCAUCCUCAUCGGGAUGAGCCAGUGGAAUUCAAAUGACCUGGUGGAGCAGAUUGAGACCAUGGGGAAACUGGAGGAACAUCAAGGAGAAGGCACAGUGCCCUGCACCUCCAGCAUCCUCCAGGAGAAGCAGCUGUUGGCAGGUGUGGUGUCAGAGCCAGAGUGCGAGCCUGGGGCUGAUGGAGUGGGGAGGGCCUCCCUCCACCACAAUGGGGUGUCCUUUGGGGACAAGCAGAAGAGGGUGGAGAAAGCACCCUUUGUGGAAGCAGCAGCCCCAAACCCACCCACCUGCCUGACCUGGCUGGGCUUACCUGGGGCCCCUGUCUGCAGCCUGAGCCCCUACAGCCACGACGAUGGCAGCCCCAGCAACAGCCAGGACCACGCCCCUCUGGCCGCCCUGCCCCUGCUGGCCAUCUCCUCCCCGCAGUACCAGGAUGCUGUGGCCACGGUCAUCGCGCGAGCCAAUCAGGUCUAUGGAGAAUUCCUCAAGUCCCCUGACGGAAUUGGCUUCAGCGGGCAGGUGUGUCUCAUCGGGGACUGUGUGGGUGGCCUCCUGGCCUUCGAUGCCAUCUACUACAGUGCGGGGCCCUCAGGUGACAGCCCUGGAAGCAGCAGCCGGAAGGGGAGCAUCAGCAGCACGCAGGACACCCCCAUCGUGGUGGAGGAGGACUGUGGGCUGGCCGGCAGCAAGCGGCUCAGCAAAAGCAACAUUGACAUUUCCAGCGGCUUGGAGGAUGAGGAGCCCAAGAGGCCAUUGCCACGGAAACAGAGUGAUUCCUCCACCUACGACUGUGAGGCCAUCACCCAGCAUCAUGCCUUCCUGUCAAGCAUCCAUUCGAGCGUGCUGAAGGAUGAGGCUGAGCUCCCUGCGUCUGGGGCCCCGCUCCCUGAGGUCAGCCUGGGCCGCUUCGACUUCGACGUGUCUGACUUCUUCCUCUUCGGCUCACCCCUGGGCCUGGUCCUGGCCAUGCGGAGGACAGUGCUGCCUGGGCUGGACGGUUUCCAGGUCCGUCCUGCCUGCAGCCAGGUCUAUAGCUUCUUCCACUGUGCAGACCCCUCCGCCUCACGGCUCGAGCCGCUACUGGAGCCCAAGUUCCACCUGGUGCCCCCUGUCAGUGUGCCCCGCUACCAGAGGUUCCCACUGGGUGACGGACAGACCCUCCUCCUCGCUGACACCCUGCACACCCACAGCUCCCUCUUCCUAGAGGGCAGCUCUCAGGGCAGCCCACCCCUUCCGGACGCCCCUGCCUCGUCCCCGCAGGCCCUGAGGUCCCAGCGCCCAGGGCGAAGGAUGAGUGAGGGCAGCUCCCACAGUGAGAGCUCGGGGUCUUCGGACAGCCUGGCACCCGUGGGUGUCUCCCGCAUCACGGCCAAGUGGUGGGGCACCAAGAGGAUCGACUACGCCCUGUACUGCCCUGAUGUCCUCACUGCCUUCCCCACUGUGGCCCUGCCCCACCUCUUCCAUGCCAGCUAUUGGGAGUCCACGGAUGUGGUCGCCUUCAUUUUGAGACAGGUGAUGCGCUAUGAGAGUGUGAGUGUCAAGGAGAGCACUGGCCUCGACCCUGCAGCUCUGAGCCCGACCAACCCCCGUGAGAAGUGGCUUCGAAAGAGAACCCAGGUCAAGCUGCGGAAUGUCACUGCUAACCACCGAGCCAAUGACGUGAUUGCUGCUGAAGACGGCCCCCAGGUUCUGGUGGGGCGGUUCAUGUACGGGCCCCUGGACAUGGUUGCUCUGACUGGAGAGAAGGUGGAUAUCCUGGUGAUGGCAGAGCCAUCCUCAGGCCGCUGGGUGCACCUGGACACAGAGAUCACCAACAGCAGUGGUCGAAUCAUGUACAGCGUGCCGCGGCCCCGGCGCCUAGGGGUUGGAGUCUACCCAGUGAAGAUGGUCGUCAGAGGUGACCAGACCUAUGCGAUGAGCUACCUCACGGUGCUGCCCCGUGGCAUGGAGUGUGUUGUAUUCAGCAUUGAUGGGUCCUUCGCGGCCAGUGUGUCGAUCAUGGGAAGUGAUCCCAAGGUUCGGCCAGGUGCAGUGGAUGUUGUCCGGCACUGGCAGGACCUGGGCUACAUGAUCCUCUACAUCACUGGGCGCCCGGACAUGCAGAAGCAGCGGGUGGUAUCGUGGCUGUCCCAGCACAACUUCCCCCAGGGCAUGAUCUUCUUCUCUGAUGGGCUGGUGCACGAUCCACUGCGGCAGAAGGCCAUCUUCCUCCGCAACCUCGUGCGGGAGUGUUUCAUCAAGAUCAGUGCGGCCUAUGGCUCUACGAAGGACAUCUCCGUCUACAGCGUGCUGGGCCUGCCACCCUCCCAGAUCUUCAUUGUGGGCCGGGCCACCAAGAAGUACCAAAACCAGUGCCAGUUCCUGAGCGAGGGCUACGCUGCACACCUGGCCGCGCUGGAGACCAGCCACCGCUCGCGCCCCAAGAAGAACAACUCGCGCAUGAUCCUGCGCAAGGGCAGCUUCGGGCUCCACGCGCAGCCCGAGUUCCUGCGGAAGCGCAACCACCUGCGCAGGACCAUGUCGGUGCAGCAGCCGGACCCGCCCAUCACCAACCCCAAGCCCGAGCGGGCGCAGAGCCAGCCCGAGUCUGACAAGGACCACGAGCGGCCCCUGCCGGCGCUCAGUUGGGCGCGUGGGCCCCCCAAGUUCGAGUCGGUGCCCUGA